This is a messenger RNA of Mucor mucedo, 1472 nucleotides long. Its product is annotated as origin recognition complex subunit 4 C-terminus-domain-containing protein. The transcript is spliced from 4 exons. NCBI's taxonomy places the organism in Eukaryota, Fungi, Mucoromycota, Mucoromycetes, Mucorales, Mucoraceae. Gene Ontology annotation, cellular component: nucleus; nuclear origin of replication recognition complex. Gene Ontology annotation, biological process: DNA replication; DNA replication initiation. Gene Ontology annotation, molecular function: ATP hydrolysis activity; DNA replication origin binding. Bases 27 to 1346 code for a protein of 439 amino acids. The record is from RefSeq and is a predicted model, not a curated record.
AGUUUUUGUAGAACCAGCAUAUCGACAUGUCCAAACGUUCUUUUGACCAAGUGGAGGAUUCCAACAUUAAAGACAAAGUGGCCAAACUAGCACAAGAAUCUUCAACGCAUGAUGUAGCCAAGACACAAGCUUUACUGCUGGCAAGAUUAAAUGGAGCGGCAUUACCGUCUCAAUUACACAGCCUCGAUCAAGAAUACGAUACACUUUACAAAUUAUUAAAACAGACCGUGGAUUCAGGAGAAAGUAACUCUUGUCUGUUGAUUGGCAAUCGAGGAACAGGCAAAUCAGCUCUUGUGCGAACCGUAUUGAAAGAUCUCGAGAAAUUAAGCAAAGAUUUCUGCAUUGUAAAGCUUAAUGGAUUAACAGAAACAAACGACAGACUGGCUUUGAACGAAAUUGCACGUCAAUUAGCAGUCGAACAAGAAGAUCAAGACGAUCGUAGCUUUUCCACGUUUGCAGACUCGUUUGAUUACAUGUUAUCCCUGUUAAAAUCUGGCGACAAGUCCUCACUACCUGUUAUAUUCAUUCUUGACGAAUUUGAUUUAUUUGCACAACACCCAAAGCAAGCGUUAUUAUAUAAUUUAUUCGAUGCAGCACAAAGCGCACAAAACCCCAUGGCUGUGAUUGGUUUGACAUGCCGCUUGGAUACGUUGGAAUUACUCGAAAAGCGUGUCAAAUCUCGAUUUUCUCACAGGCAAAUUUACCUGUUCCCGUCUUCCAAUUUUGGCCAGUUUAUCGAGAUUGCAAAAGGAACACUCACAUUACCGCCAGAGCACAAGCUUUUUAAUGAUUCGCUUGAAGAGUUAUUUCAAAAUCCCACAGUCAACGGUAUCUUGAGACAUAUUUUUGAUAUUUCAAAGGAUAUCCGAAUGUUUCAUAAAAUAUGCUUUCCUGCUGUUUGCAGAUUAAGUGAAAGACAACCCUUCUUAUCAGCAGAAGAUUUCCUCGAAUCUAGUCUGGUUCAGAGAGCAGACUCCAAGACAGAAUUAUUAAAGGGUAUUUCAUUAUUGGAACUUAUACUGAUUAUCAGUAUGAAGAAGUUAUUAGAAAAGGAUGUGCUUUCAUUUAAUUUCCAGAUGGUGUAUGAUGAAUAUAAGGAUUUCAUGAAUGAAACCCAAGUGAAAGGCAUGGGAUUUGGUAUGAAAUUAUAUAAGCGGGCUGUAGCACUCAAGGCCUUUGAAAAUCUCCAAAUGUUCGAACUUGUUUGUCCAACCGAUAUUGCAGGAAAAUGUCCUAAAGAAUACCGAAUGACGAAAUUAAUGUUGGAACAAGCACAGGUAACAGAAGCCGUCUUGAAAUACAAUUGUCCUUCGAUGGUCAAGAAAUGGGGAACAGGUGCUGCAUAAGGGCUCUUAAUCAUGAUUAUCUUAAUAAAGUCUAUUUCUUUACCGACUGCAGUUCAUGCAACUAAAAAAAAAAAAAAAAAAAAAAAAAAAAAAACUUUGGAGAACAUAUUAUAGAUAUGUGCAUGG